AUGCAGAUCAAAGACGAACGAGCCCUAACAUUCCCUGGUAAGCUAAAGGGAGAUCCCAGCAAGAGGCUAAGGGACAAGUAUUACCACUUCCAUCGUGACCACGGGCACGACACAACCAACUGCUACGAUCUGAAACAGCAGAUUGAGGCUUUUAUUAGACAAGGGAAACUACAGAGGUUCGUCCACAAGGAAAGAACUAAUCCUCCCCAAGAGCAAGCCCCACGACGGGAGAACGAGCGCCCUCAACCACCUAUAGGGGACAUAAGAAUGAUUAUAGGGGGCAUAAUUGCUGCCGGAUCUUCCAAAAAAGCCCAUAAAACCUACCUCAGAAUGGUCCAAAGCAUCCAACUUACAGGGUCCGUACCUAAAAUGCCACGAAUAGACAACCCCAUCAUCGGAUUUUCAGAAGAUGAUGCUCGAAGACUUCACCAUCCGCAUGACGACGCACUUGUGGUCAGCUUGCAAAUAAAAGAUUAUAACAUGCAUCGGGUCCUUAUCGACAACAGCAGCUUAGCGGACAUCCUAUACUACCCAGCAUUCUAG
Quercus robur (English oak) is the source of this 543-nucleotide messenger RNA. RefSeq lists its product as uncharacterized. Bases 1 to 543 code for a protein of 180 amino acids. The transcript has a single exon. Lineage: Eukaryota; Viridiplantae; Streptophyta; Magnoliopsida; Fagales; Fagaceae. The record is from RefSeq and is a predicted model, not a curated record.